AUGUUGGCCAUGCCCACGCUUCGGCAGUCAGCCUGCCACCGGCUACCCACCCGACCGCGGGCCGCGCAGGGGCACCUUCGUACGUAUACGCCGAAGACGACAGCACGCUUCACCUCGAGCUCAUCUGGCGGUUCCGUUGGCCUUGGCCGCGCCAAAGCCGCCCUGUAUGCGACUACCCUCGCCGCGACGGGCUACGUCGGUUAUCUGUACGUCACGGACACGCGUGCCUCGCUCCUCCACCAACACAUCGUCCCGCCGCUACUACGCACUCUCUUCCCCGACGCCGAGGAUGCGCACCACACGGGCUCCGGGGUCCUACAGUUUCUCUACGAGGCGAACCUGCACCCGCGCGAACGUCAGCCCCGCCAUGCUGAGCCCUCCAAGCUCACGACCGAGGUGUUUGGCGCAGCGAUUGACAACCCGGUCGGCAUCUCGGCUGGCCUGGAUAAGGACGGCCAGAUGACGGACAUCUUGUUCGGCCUCGGCGCCGGCGUCGUCGAGGUUGGCGGCAUCACGCCGCUCGCGCAAGCCGGCAACGAGCGCCCGCGGUGCUUCCGCGUCCCCGGGCUCGACGGGCUCGUCAACCGCUACGGCCUCAACUCGCAGGGCGCCGACGCCGUGGCCCAGAGGCUGCGCACGCGCGUCCGCCGCUUCGCCAGGGAGAUUGGCGCCACGGAGGAGGAGGUACUUAACGGCGAGGCCCGCGUGCCGCCGGGCAGCCUGGCUGAGGGCCGGCUGCUCGCGGUGCAGAUCGCCAAGAACAAGGAGACGGACGAGAAGGACCAGGCCGCAGUGGCGGCCGACUACGUGUACUGCGUGAACCGGCUGGCACGGUACGCCGACAUUGUCGUCGUCAACGUCAGCAGCCCCAACACGCCGGGGCUGCGCGACCUGCAGGCGACGGAGCCGCUGACGCGCCUGCUGACGGCGGUGGUGGAGGCGGCGCGCAGGACGGAGGGCCGGCGGCCGCCGCCCAAGGUGAUGGUCAAGGUGUCGCCGGACGAGGACGACGACGCGCAGAUGGCGGGCGUGGUCGAGGCGGUGCACCGCAGCGGCGUCGACGGCGUCAUCGUCGGCAACACGACCAAGCGCCGCACCGGCAUCGUGCCCGAGGGCGUGUCGCUAUCAGCCAAGGACCGGCGCUCGCUGGGCGAGACGGGCGGCUACUCGGGGCCGGCCAUGUUCUCGCGCACGCUGGACCUGGUCGGGCGGUACCGCAAGAUGAUGGACGCGUACGCGCUCGAGGCGGCCGGCGCUGCCGAGGCCGACGCUGCGAAGGCCGACGCUGCGCGCAAGACGCUGUUCGCGACGGGAGGUAUCACCAAUGGCGAGCAGGCUCUGCAGGUGCUCAACGCAGGCGCGAGCGUGGCCAUGGUGUACACGACCAUGGUGUACGGCGGCGCGGGCACGAUUACGAGGAUCAAGGGCGAGAUGGAGAAGCGGGUAUGA
Cordyceps fumosorosea ARSEF 2679 is the source of this 1449-nucleotide messenger RNA. Its product is annotated as Aldolase-type TIM barrel. Gene Ontology annotation, molecular function: dihydroorotate dehydrogenase activity. The record is from RefSeq and is a predicted model, not a curated record. The transcript has a single exon. Gene Ontology annotation, cellular component: cytoplasm; mitochondrial inner membrane. Gene Ontology annotation, biological process: pyrimidine ribonucleotide biosynthetic process; 'de novo' pyrimidine nucleobase biosynthetic process. Lineage: Eukaryota; Fungi; Ascomycota; Sordariomycetes; Hypocreales; Cordycipitaceae. Bases 1 to 1449 code for a protein of 482 amino acids.